AUGGCCCCAAACGCAAACAUACCCAUCAUUGACGUCUCAAAGGCCGUUGACGAGGCGGAUGUGGCCCGCCAAGUCGUUGAUGCAGCUGCCGAGCAUGGCUUCAUCUAUAUCAAGAACACUGGUGAUUUUAUAGGCUUGUCUGAUAUCGACGGUGCUUUUGAUCUUUCACGCAAGCUUUUCAAGGCUCCUAUCGACGAAAAGGCCGCCUGUUCUAUCCAGACCAACAACCGUGGCUGGUCGGGUAUGCAUUCGGAAACUCUUGACCCCAAGACGCAAAAGGAACCCUCGCCAGAGCUUUCAACUUUGGAGAGUUUGCCGAUGGCAAAGCCCAGCAACCCCUCCCCGCCACCAUUCAACCAGACGAGCCCCAAGUCAAUGGCUUCCGCGAACAGUGCCACUCGCUCUGCCUCCGCCUUCUCUACCUACUCGGCCUUGGUCUCGAUGUCUCGCCCCCCGACUUCUUCUCCAGCGCCCACCUUCCCUCCCGUGGUCCCUCCGGCACCAUCCUUCGCCUCCUGUACUACCCAGCCACUUCCGCCUCCAACGCCGCCCCCGACGCAGUUCGCGCGGGCGCCCCACUCGGACUACGGUUCCAUCACCCUGCUCUUCCGUCUCGAGGGUCAGGCCGGCCUCGAGAUCCUCACGCGCGAGAACGCCUGGGCUCCCGUCCCCGUUCGGCCCCCCGGUACCGAGGACGACGCCCUCCCACCCAUCCUCGUCAACAUUGGCGAUCUGCUGAGCUACUGGACAAACGGAUUGUUCCGGAGCACCGUCCAUCGCGUCGUCUUUUCUGGUGACGCUGCGCCCGUGGAAGGCGAGUCCGACACAGGGCCGAGGUAUUCCAUUGCCUUCUUCUGCCACCCUGUAGGUGCGACGGCAUUGGAGCCAGUGCCCAGUGACCGAGUGAAGAAUUUUAAGCCCGAAGCUGGAACGCCGAACGCAAACCCAUAUGCCGAGAGAAAAGUGGUGACGGCCGAUGAACACCUGCACAUGCGACUGAAGGAAAGCUACAAGGACCUGUAUAAGGAGGAGGAGCUGGCCAAGGCAUAA
Messenger RNA from Verticillium alfalfae VaMs.102, 1050 nucleotides. RefSeq lists its product as hypothetical. The record is from RefSeq and is a predicted model, not a curated record. The transcript is spliced from 3 exons. NCBI's taxonomy places the organism in Eukaryota, Fungi, Ascomycota, Sordariomycetes, Glomerellales, Plectosphaerellaceae. The coding region runs from base 1 to 1050 and encodes 349 amino acids. Gene Ontology annotation, molecular function: dioxygenase activity.